Gadus macrocephalus (Pacific cod) is the source of this 945-nucleotide messenger RNA. RefSeq names its product YLP motif-containing protein 1-like. The coding region runs from base 1 to 945 and encodes 314 amino acids. NCBI's taxonomy places the organism in Eukaryota, Metazoa, Chordata, Actinopteri, Gadiformes, Gadidae. The transcript is spliced from 2 exons. The record is from RefSeq and is a predicted model, not a curated record.
AUGCCUGCAUACAAUCCAGAUGUCUUUAAGGAAGCUGACUUUGCCCCUGCUUUAGUAACUGACAGGCCGAACCCAGAAAGCCAGGCUGCCCUCACUACAGCCGGGCCAUCCACGCUGGCCACCCUUCCACCUGGGUUGUCCCCUCCUGCCCUCACUACAGCCGGGCCAUCCACGCUGGCCACCCUUCCACCUGGGUUGUCCCCUCCUGCCCUCACUACAGCCGGGCCAUCCACGCUGGCCACCCUUCCACCUGGGUUGUCCCCUCCUGCCCUCACUACAGCCGGGCCAUCCACGCUGGCCACCCUUCCACCUGGGUUGUCCCCUCCUGCCCUCACUACAGCCGGGCCAUCCACGCUGGCCACCCUUCCACCUGGGUUGUCCCCUCCUGCCCUCACUACAGCCGGGCCAUCCAUGCUUGCCACUAGUGCAUCUCAGUGGUCCCUCACAGAGGGUGACCUUUCACCUCUUUUCCCUAUCCCUACUGAGCUUCCCAAACAUAUUUUUUCUGUCAGCUCUGAUGGUGUCCCAGAAGUCACUCUGACCCUGGUUCCUAUAUCUUUAGAAGAGGAAGUCGUUUCUACCCAAGAGCCUGCAGUGUUUUCACCAGAGUCGGUCCGGCCGUACCCGAAAGCUUCCCCGAGAAAGGCCAAUCGGCAGCAACGCAAGAAAAAGACUUCCACUAUUUUAACCGACACCCCGGAAAAGCAGCCCCUGGAAGAGGAGAAGAAAGCCUCCUCUUUGAAAGUAAAACGGAAGAUCAUAGAAACGAAGGAGGGAGGAAAAAGGAGUAAGAAGACAAAUUCAGAUACUCAGUGUCUGGUGUGUGCUGAAUGGUUUUCGGCCUCAAAGCCUGGUGAGAAGUGGGUGUCGUGCUGCGGGUGUGGGUUGUGGUCCCAUUUUGAAUGCACCACUGGUGACAAACCAGUAUUAUCUCACUCACUGUGA